AUGGCCGCCUUGGGAUUUUACCGAAUCGACUUUGAAACUACCUUUCAGACUAUUCUCGAAGGAGUUCUCGGCCCAUGGAUCGCGAGCCAACUUCGCGGCAACGAUGAUCUCUUUUUGGAGAGGCUGAUUGCAGAGAGGAGAAGACUUGUUGGACAGCGACCAAUGCUCGGACAGUACCCCCCGAAUGAGGAGACUACGCCGCAAGAAAUAACACGACGUACGCAUAGAAUUUUACAUAUGGAGCAGGAAAUGCUGAUGGCUCAUCGGCUUGCAGAGUAUCGUGGAUGGCUUCGUCAGAUGGAGAAUCCUGUGGGCUGGAAUUAUGAGGAUUAUGAAUCUGAAUCUGAAUCUGAUGAGGCGAACUAG
This is a messenger RNA of Sclerotinia trifoliorum, 366 nucleotides long. The record is from the annotation of a GenBank genome assembly. Lineage: Eukaryota; Fungi; Ascomycota; Leotiomycetes; Helotiales; Sclerotiniaceae.